Messenger RNA from Aspergillus candidus, 858 nucleotides. RefSeq names its product putative integral membrane protein. The coding region runs from base 170 to 667 and encodes 165 amino acids. The record is from RefSeq and is a predicted model, not a curated record. The transcript has a single exon. Lineage: Eukaryota; Fungi; Ascomycota; Eurotiomycetes; Eurotiales; Aspergillaceae.
CCUCAUUCUAAUAGCUAAGUGAGAUCGGAAAGCCGUGAGUCCGAGGCUGACAUGGUCUGAUCCUCGCGCGUAAGCACUUAUAGACACGCCUUUUCCCAUUCCCGCAUCCCCCCCCAAAAAAACAUCAGCCGUUGCACCCCAUUCACGGUCCCCAACCUCGUAGACCACAAUGGCUUCCGGACUCAUCUUCGAUCCCACUGCCCUCCUGAGGGUUGCCCCCCUGGCCUCGAGCACCGGAACCGUCGCCCAUGCCGUCCUCGAACUGUUUGCCUUCUCAUCGUUCGUCCAACCGCACACGCGCAAAGACGCGGACGGCCUGCUCCCCCGCGUGUUUCCCUACGUUUUCAAUCGCGCCGUCUGCACCGUCGUUGCCCUCAACUUGACGACCGUCGUUUCUUCCAUCGCCAAUAUUCGUUCCCUGCGUCACCGCUCCCCGUGGCCGCUCUCUCGCUCCACUUUCUACUGGGCGGGCUUGGUCGCCGCCAUCGGACAUAUGCUGUUCGUCCCCUUGGUGGCGAAACCUGUGCAGCGCAUUUUUGAGAGUUCGGACGAAGAUGGACAGCCAUCGAGGGAUAUGGAGCGGUGGUUAGCUAUUCACCGUGUGCGCAUGCUCGUCGCGGACUUGCCGGGAUGGUUGGCGUUUGUAGGUGCCGUUCUCGUCGUAUAACCUUUUUCUUCAGAGCGUUUUUCGCGACGGCACCUGGUCUUGAGGGUGUAUAAAUGAAGUAUGACCGUGUGUACUGGUUUGUCAGUGAAGGUGAUUGUAUUGAUCCUGUAAGAUAUAUCAUUGUACAGUACCGUGCGAAAUCCUUACUCCAGCUGUGUCUUUCUUCACCCAUGACGGUCUUAUAUGGUCUC